Messenger RNA from Puccinia graminis f. sp. tritici CRL 75-36-700-3, 948 nucleotides. RefSeq lists its product as uncharacterized. NCBI's taxonomy places the organism in Eukaryota, Fungi, Basidiomycota, Pucciniomycetes, Pucciniales, Pucciniaceae. The record is from RefSeq and is a predicted model, not a curated record. The transcript is spliced from 4 exons. The coding region runs from base 1 to 948 and encodes 315 amino acids.
AUGGCCCCCGCCGGGGCAGCCCAACCCAUGAUCCUGUUGGAUCCGUCCCCGGCCCUGAUGAGCCCACCAGCCGGCCCCGUGAACAGCAUCCGUCCGGGAUGCACAUUGACUCGCCACACACUUGCGGGCGGGCCGCCCUCGCACGGCUGUGGGGAUGCCAUGAGACCCCAAAACCAACAUGCCUCCAGGCCGACCUCCCAUGCUCCCUACAGACGCCUCACCAGCGCCCGACCCAAGUGCUCAUUGCAAUCUGCAUGGCAUCAACACAACCGAUGUCCCCUGCGUCCCGCCUACCUCACAACCGGACUGUUGUCAUUCAGCGCAGUAGGAAUUCUCCAAAACCUCAAGUCUUGCAAGACUGCCUCAAAUAACCCGUUUAGUAGACAACGAAAUAUACCACGAUUGGCGCAAUUCAUCUUGGCUUUCAAUCGUUGGUCUUCUUCAACGGGUGGUUAUCCUUCCGCUCAGCCUGCUUCUUUUCAACGUCAAGGUGUUAACAAAGGAAAGAAGCGAGAAUCAGUAUUGGAGGAAUCUUCCAAUCAUUCACCAAAGCGUGCAUUGAACAAUCAUCAAUCUAAUUCGCCAAUGGCUUCCACUAGUCAAGGCAGAGUCAAUACUGUUGAGAUGGAACGGAUGACUUUGGGGGAGUUAUUUGUUGAGCGCCAACUUGCAGAGGCUCAGUUUGAUGAAUGCCCACAAAAUCAAAGCUUCAAGCAUAAUAUCAAGCCCUCUGGAAGACAUUACCCUCAAGGACCAAGACAACCCCCCUCUGGACUAUUCAGCCAACCUGCAACACCAUGGAUGUCACAAGACCAAGCCCCCAGGACAGAAGACAUUCUGGAUUCCCAUUUCAUUUCAUUAUUUCAUAAUCAUCUCAUGCAGUCUGACAUCAUCAACCCCCUUUCAGCCUUCCACACUUGGCCUCUGCAUGUGUUUCACUCUAUUUAA